Raphanus sativus (radish) is the source of this 1127-nucleotide messenger RNA. RefSeq names its product F-box protein At3g28330-like. The annotation marks the transcript as partial. NCBI's taxonomy places the organism in Eukaryota, Viridiplantae, Streptophyta, Magnoliopsida, Brassicales, Brassicaceae. The transcript has a single exon. The record is from RefSeq and is a predicted model, not a curated record.
GUUGAGUCUCCUUUUGUCCGCGAUCUUUUUACAUCUCUGAACCAAAACUCGUACGCUUCUUCAUGGUCGUUCAUGUGUAGAGGCUGCGAGACAGAAACCCUGGCUCACUUCGGAUCCGACAACUGGUGUCUUACACGCUCUCUCGGUUCUUACAUCUCGUCUUUUCUAGCCGAAAAGUUCGAUAACCGACAAGGUAGAGUCGUGGCUUACACCGAUGUUGGAUUGAUAUUGAUUUACGUAGUGACGAACCAAUCUUUUUACGUAGCUAAUCCUGUCUCAAGGCAGUGCGUAGAGAUCCUUCCUCAUAUUCAUGCAAUGGAACGUUUUUGGAUAUUGGGGAUUGUGACACGAACUGAGAACGAGGUCGUUUUGGGUUACAAAGUUGUUUUGUUAAACAACUUUACUAGUUUCUUGAUAUAUUCAUCUGAGACCGGUUCAUGGAGUCUUGAAACCGUUAGUUUUCCUUUCAUUUUCAUCGCUCAGGAGUUUAACAAUCCCAUUAGCUUGAACGGAAAGCUUCACUGGCUCGCUCACAAUCCGGAGUAUAAAGAUUUUCUUGUAUCAUUCGAUUUCUACGCAAAUGGUGACAACAAGGAUUCUGAUAGAUGUCGCGUUACGCCUUUCCCUGACUUGGACAAAACUACGAAAUUCAAAAGAGCUUGCACAACUUGUCAAGGGUUUCUCAUGUACAUUAACAUAGUCUCUAUAGCCAAAGUUGAUAAGCUGUGUGUAUGGAGGCUAGAGAGGGAAGGAUGGCAACUAGUAUCUGAAAUAUCUACUGGUUUUAUAACGCCUGGUUUUGAUUAUAUUCCGUUGGGGAUGAACCCUUUUGAUGAUAAACUAGUGUACUUUUGGAGGGGAAACAUGCAGGGCCAAGAUUUGUUGUCUAUUAACUUACACAAUGGGGAGUUUAUAGUCCACGAAGAGCUGGAACGUAGCAGCGACGGUCGCGUUCUGAGUUCCGUUGGUGGUCCGAGAGAGAUAGAAUACAUAAGGGAAUCAUAUUAUUCCUCGUUCGUUCUCCCAAGGUGGCUGCAUCCUUUCCCGAACUAGGUGCGAGUUUAGAUGUAAUAUAUAUUAUAAAAGAGUUAGCUGUUUUUUUUUUCUUCUUCUUGAUAACUACUGUU